This is a messenger RNA of Cinara cedri, 3229 nucleotides long. The record is from the annotation of a GenBank genome assembly. NCBI's taxonomy places the organism in Eukaryota, Metazoa, Arthropoda, Insecta, Hemiptera, Aphididae.
AUGAAGGUUAUAAUAUUUCUAAACACGCUGUUUCUAUUGACAGAAUGUUUCAAAAAUUUGGCCGAAUUAAGGUACAAAAGUGAAUUAACUUGGAAUCAAAUUCAAAACGUUAUGGACAUGUCUUUCGUGGACAUGUAUGAUGUAAUAAAAAAAGAGUUUAAAAAGAACAAAUAUUCGUUCAAUGUAAGUGCUACAGAAAUGAAAUCGGAAAAACUAAAAACAGUUAGAAAUAACCUAAAAAACCUUGGUAGACUUUUUAUGGAUAGAAGUUUUGGCUAUAUAUUAAAGAAAAUGCAUUAUUAUUGUCAACUCGCAAUUGAGCUGAUAAAAAAAAUGGUAAAUGAAGUCUCGAACGAGGAAAUAAUUAAAACUAUUAGACUUACGUCGGAUCAAGACCACUGUGUUUUUACGUUUCUUUACGAUUACGGUGUAUAUGACGUCGGAAAUGCACUAGAAGCUUUGAUGUAUUUAAAACAUUUUACUGAAACCGAUCUCGAUCUGAUUAAGAAAAAGAUAGAACGUUUAAUUUUCAAUAUUAAAUCGUACAAACUCGACGAAAACAUUGAACACGAGAUUUAUGGUGAACAACUUUUAGAAGAAAAUACAAAACAAAGUCGAACAUUUUUGGAGUAUCAAAGUGUAUUAAUGGAGAUUAUCAAAAAUGAGAUUAAUUUGAUCUCAAACCGGUUUUGUAAUGCAACGGGUUCACCGUUAAUAAUUGGCUACGAUAUGUUCGGUACGGCAGAGGUCGAAUCUGAUUUUUUUAUGCAAUAUGUAUUUGUAGCCGAAGUGUGUAACGUGAACGUACGUAUUUUUAUUGACGUUAUUCUAAUCGGAUUCUAUUUAUUAUGAACAAUAUUUCCCAAUUAUAAUUAUUACGACAAAAGCGUCUGUUCGGAUGAUAUUAUAUCUAAUGCUAUUUCAAAUAGAUACACUUUUAAAUUGAUUUGUGUUCAAUGUUAUAUCCAUUUUUUAGUUUGUGAAUGUUGAUGACGAUAGCGCACUUUUUUCGGAAAAACUCCGCAUCGAAUCGUGGGAUUGUAGCAAUAUUUUGGUAAAUAUGUAAUGGUAAACUUUCAGCUAAGAUAAAUAUAUUUUUAUUAUAAUUCAAUUUGUUAUGAUGCAACUGUUAAUAUUUUCUAUUUAAUAUUAGUUUAAGUAAUGAAAAUCAAUGAUAAUUGUCCUGUUUUUUUCUAAAUUUAAACACUAGUUACUCGAUAUAAAAUGAAUUAUACUAAUUUUUAGUUCAGUCAUAGGUAUUAAAAACAAUUGUGUUACAGUAUUUAAUUUAUUUUAUAGGAAACUAAAUAUUACAGACAUGAGAACUACAUGAACGAGGUACAAAUGCAUGAUCGAAUAUUAUAAUACUCGUUUUGCCUAAUUAUAAUUAUAAAUAGAUACUCUACUGAUUUUGUAUAAUAUUUAAUAUAAUUGUAUGCACCUAAAAUUAUUUUAAAACAAAUGAGUUACAUAAAAAAAUGCAUUAAGUGAGUAUAUGUAUAAAUUCAAAGUAAAUGUUUUAAGUAUACAAAUAUAAUAAAGGUGAAAUGACAUCGACGCGUGUACCACACAUGUAGAAAUGUAUUGCGUUGUAUAAACGAUGACGAUUGAAAAUAUCAAAGAUGAUUUUGUUAGGAAGAAAUAUUAUUGUAAACAUUGGAUGUUAUAAAACUAUUUCAGGAAGAGAAUUCAGACCCGAACUUGACGUUUUACUUCGCGUUACUCAGCUGAACUGUUAAUGUAUUCGUGUAAUAUAUUUAAAACAUGUCCAUGAUUAGUGUCACAUUAGACGAUGUUUUCGGAAGAUGUAUAAUAUCUUCAAAAAUAAAAUAAAACGGCUAUUAUAUAACCACACAGGUAUUUUUUUGGAUAUUUUAAUUGGAAUUGAACAAAAUAAUUCUUUAAAAUUUAAAGACAAACGAUAUUGGCUGAAUACAAAUGGUUUGCAUACCAAAAUAAAAUAAUAUAAAUACGAUGUGUAUUGUGUAUAAUAGUAUUUAUUUAUUCGAUAUGUAAUAUAAUUAACACAACAGAUGAUUAAUCAACAAUAUUAAUAUUUUGGUUAAAAACAAUGCAUACUCUAUGUUUCAAUUUUUAUUUAUAAAUAAUGGAUAUUAUAAUAAUAGAAUAUAAUAGAAUUGUAUAAACAAUUUCAUAUACCAAAAAAAUAAAAAUAAAAUCAAUGAUUGUCAUGUGAAAUUUAAAAUUAAUGUUAUAUUAAGAUGUUCAACUUAAUUAAACUUAAAAAAAAAAGGUAUUUGAUUUAUCAUUUUUUUUAAGGUAUCGACUGAAGAUGUUAUACCUGUAUUGUAUUCGGUAAUAUACUUAACUUUUCUAUUUAUUUAUCAUUAAAAAUAAAUUCUUCGCUAAUGUCAUAAUUGAAAUAGCAUUAUUUUUAACGUCUGUGUUUUAUUUUAAUUUUUUCAAAUCACACAGAUUAAGAACGGAUACAGUCAUAAUGAAAUAUGCCAUACAUAAUAAUAUAUUUUUUUUAUUAUCGUUCCGUUUUAGUAGAGUAGAUACAAAACGGUAUUUAAAUUGUAUUGAUAAUUUAUUAAUACAUAUGUAAUAUAGUAAUGAAUUAUAGCUCAACGAAUUUUCAAGUACGAAGGAUGAUGGGGCUAAAUGGGAGUGGCGCAACGAAGUAUCUGAUACGUCCGAGGGAACGUAUAAUUUGGCCGCAUUACAGAGCAAAUUGAAAACUGAUAGACAUUACCUCAACAUCGUGCAAUACGACAAUAUCGUGGCCGACGUCAUAUUAUACGUCGCGUUAAAAGAAGGGUACAAAAUUAUGAAAGCGAUGAAAUAUUUAACUAUUCAUUCUUAUUUAUCAAAUACUAAAUGUCAAUAUACAUUUCAAUGUGAAAUUGAUGAGAACUUUUAUUGUACAGAAUUGAAAAUUGCUAGAACGUCGUUGUCGAUAUUUAAAUACCAUAUUGACGUUUUAAUAAAUAUGAUGUUGCAUAACAAACGUAUCGACUUAAGUGGAAAUCCUGAUUUGAUAAAAUUCAUUGGAUCAGCUACAGAAUUGUUGCGGAAGUUGGACUACACGAAAGACGAAUAUUCCAAAAACGAAACUAUAGAAAAAAAGUGCCAAAUAGUCGAGGAAGAAAUAUUUAAAAUUCCAAAAGAAGCCGAACCAGCUCACGUUAGAAAAUUUAGGACUUUUCACAUGCAUAAUCCUGUUGUCUAUAUUCGCAGAUUGAACCAUUAUCUAAGUAAUAUAUGA